Molecule: messenger RNA, 489 nt
Organism: Saccostrea cuccullata (small rock oyster)
Lineage: Eukaryota; Metazoa; Mollusca; Bivalvia; Ostreida; Ostreidae
Product: fibroleukin-like
Exons: 4
Coding region: 1-489 (162 amino acids)
Source: RefSeq, a predicted model, not a curated record
AUGCAUGGUUUCGGUGUACCUGAACGGAAUGUUUGGAUAGGAAAUGACGCCAUCCAUCAGCUAACAAAGGGAAAGAACUCCUCCCUCUACAUCUCCAUCACACUUGUGAACGGUACAACACUGUACCAGUUGUACAAUCAAUUCUCCAUAUCUGAUGAGGCAGACAAGUAUCAACUAUUUCUGGCAGGACCAACCACGGGAACUUUAGGGGACUCAAUGUAUAAAACGAGGAGGUCUUCCGCUGAUCUGUCAGGGAUGGCUUUCAGCACCCCAGACAGAAAAAAUGACAAAUGUGUGUAUGACUGUGCUUCUUACUGGAAAUUAGGAUGGUGGAUGAAUUGCUGUUUUGACGCCUGUCUCAACGGUCUCUGGUCUGUGACAGGCUGGUCGGACCCAUGGUAUCCUCUAUGGUAUCAGCAGAACUCAAAAAGACCAGAAUCUGACCCAGAACUAGAGCUUGAGGAUGAGCUGGAGGAACUAGAACCAUAG